Dioscorea cayenensis subsp. rotundata (Guinea yam) is the source of this 369-nucleotide messenger RNA. Its product is annotated as HMG1/2-like protein. The record is from RefSeq and is a predicted model, not a curated record. Bases 1 to 369 code for a protein of 122 amino acids. The transcript has a single exon. NCBI's taxonomy places the organism in Eukaryota, Viridiplantae, Streptophyta, Magnoliopsida, Dioscoreales, Dioscoreaceae.
AUGAAACUUGAGGUGCAAGUUGUGGAGAAGGCCAUUGAGGUCGUGAAGAAGCCUAGAGAGAGGAAGAAAGCUAUCUCAUCCAUGAACAACAAGGGAAAGACCAAGAAGGAAAAGAAAUCUAAGAACCCCAACUUACCUAAAUGUCUGCCCAUUGCCUUCUUUCUUUUCAUGGAUGACUUCAGAAAAGAAUAUAAAGCUACAAAUCCAUGCUCCAAGAGUGUUGCUGUGGCGGCCAAAGAGGAUGGUGAGAGAUGGAAAUCCAUGUCUGAUGAGGAGAAGAAUGUUUACGUGGAUGCUCACAAAGGCUGCAGUGGAACUAAACACCAACACAUUUUCUCUAAAGAACUAUAUGAACGCCUAGAACUUUAG